Messenger RNA from Cryptococcus deneoformans JEC21, 1291 nucleotides. Its product is annotated as coproporphyrinogen oxidase, putative. The record is from RefSeq and is a predicted model, not a curated record. Gene Ontology annotation, molecular function: coproporphyrinogen oxidase activity. The transcript has 3 exons. NCBI's taxonomy places the organism in Eukaryota, Fungi, Basidiomycota, Tremellomycetes, Tremellales, Cryptococcaceae. Gene Ontology annotation, cellular component: mitochondrial intermembrane space; cytoplasm. Bases 196 to 1206 code for a protein of 336 amino acids.
UCGCCGGCCUCGCGUUCGAGCUCGCACGGCGCUGCAGCGGAAACGUACGUGCGUCCAUCUCCGUCUCUCUCAGCUGCUCACACCGCCCAGGACAUCGCCCGCUGCGACGCCGUGCCCGCCGUCGACGCCAUCGAGACGCGCGCGCUCCCGUGGCACCCCGUCGCCGCCCUCGAAAACGACGACCCAGCGAACCCUAUGCGCAUCCGCAUGGCCACGUGGGUCAAGUCGCUGCAGGACCACAUCGUCCGCACGAUGGAACAGAUCGAGGCCGCCGCCCCGCCCAACGAGUUCGCCCCGUCGCCCGCCCCGCCCACCUUUCUCCGCGACGCCUGGAUCCGCCCCGAAGGCGGCGAAGGCUCCUCCUGCGUCCUCGCCGACGGACGCGUCUUUGAAAAGGCCGGCAUCAACGUCUCCGUCGUGCACGGCAAGCUCCCGCCCAAGGCCCAGAUGGCCAUGCUGCCGGACCACCCGAGCCUGCCGGAGCCCACCGGCACCGUCCCCUUCUUCGCAACCGGCCUCAGCAUCGUCAUCCACCCCCGGAACCCACACGUGCCCACCGUCCAUCUCAACUACAGGUACUUUGAGAUUGAAGAUCCCGAGACCGGGAAACCGAAAGCGUGGUGGUUUGGCGGCGGGUCCGACCUCACCCCGUCCUACCUCGACGAGGCCGACGCCGUCCAUUUCCACAAGACGCUCAAGCACGCCUGCGACCAGCACGACGAGCGCUACUGGCCCGACUUUAAGCAGCAGUGCGACAGGUAUUUCACCAUCACCCACCGCGGCGAGUGCAGAGGUCUCGGCGGCAUCUUCUUUGACGAUCUCACCACCACGUCCCCCGUCCAUGCCCCGCCGGACGGCGCCCAGGGACCAAGCGCUGAAAAGAUUUUCGAAUUUGUAAAAUCCGCUUCCGCCGCCUUCCUCCCCGCCUACGUGCCCAUCGUCUACAAGCACAUGAACGACAGCUGGACGCCCGAGGAGAAGAGGUGGCAGCAGCUCAGGAGAGGGAGGUAUGUCGAGUUCAACUUGGUCUAUGAUAGAGGUACCAAGUUUGGGUUGAACACCCCCGGCGCGAGGAUAGAGAGUAUCUUGAUGUCGUUGCCGGAAACGGCGCGAUGGGAAUACAUGUCCCCCUUGGGCAGGGAAGGGUCCGGAACACGCGAAGAAAAGCUCAUGGAGGUUUUGAAAAAUCCUCGUGACUGGGUCUAAUUGUCCAACGUAGAAAACAUCCCAUCUCAUUUCAAUUCUCAUCAUACUCGCCAUAUCAGGGAAUUAUGCAUAGCUUUAAUAUCUA